AUGGCGGCGUCAGAGAGAUCGAUAGACCAACAAGUCGACAUGUGUUCUUCGUUCCUCCAGAAAUUCAGGCUUUACGAGACUCGCUCGAAUUUCUAUAUGAUUGGAAGAGAUAAAAACCGAACGUUUUGGAGGGUCUUGAAGUUAGAUAGAACAGACCCAACAGAGCUAAACAUUUACGAAGAUUCAACAGCUUACACAGAAGCUGAAUGCUUCGAAACUUUGAGAAGGAUACACGAAGGAAACAGAUCAUCUGGUGGAUUGAAAUUUGUCACCACUUGCUACGGGAUCAUCGGAUUCAUAAAGUUCUUGGGACCUUAUUACAUGCUGAUGAUCACUAAAAGAAGGAAGCUUGGUGAAAUCUGUGGGCACACAGUUUAUGGUGUUGCAAAGAGCAAGAUAAUUACGAUUCCACAUGCCUCUGUGCUAACCAAUGUGGCUUAUUCUAAGGAUGAGAAAAGGUACAAGAGGCUACUCUGCACUGUCGAUCUCACGAAGGACUUCUUCUUCAGCUAUUCCUAUCACGUUAUGCAUACACUUCAGAGGAAUCUGUCAAACAACGUGGAAGGACUCACUUACUACGAAUCGAUGUUUGUCUGGAACGAAUACUUAACUCGAAGAAUUCGAAACAGCGCUAAGGACUGUAUGUGGACAGUUGCCUUGGUAUAUGGAUUUUUCAAACAGGUUAAACUAUCAGUUUCUGAGAAGAACUUUAGAUUGACUCUAAUUGCUCGCCGAUCUCGACAUUAUGCUGGCACAAGAUAUCUGAAACGUGGUGUCAACGAGAAAGGCAGGGUAGCUAAUGAUGUUGAAACAGAGCAGAUUGUUUUCGAGGAUGCUCAAGAUAGUAAUCCCGUCCGAAUUAGUUCUGUAGUGCAGAAUCGGGGUUCAAUUCCUUUGUUCUGGUAUCAGGAGACCUCACGCUUGAAUAUCAAACCUGAUAUAAUAUUGUCAGCGAAAGACCCUAGCUUUGAAGCAACCAGACUGCAUUUUGAAAAUCUCGCUAAGAGAUAUGGGAAUCCAAUCAUCAUAUUGAACUUGAUUAAGACGCAUGAAAAGAGGCCUCGGGAGACUAUUCUGCGUGCAGAGUUUGCAAAUGCAAUUAGAUUUAUAAAUAAAGGGUUAAGCAAGGAAGAGCGUCUAAGGCCUCUUCACUGGGACUUGCAUAAACACUCCAGAAAGAAAGGCACAAACGUGUUGGCAAUUCUCGACAGGUUGGCUACGUAUGCACUGAACUUGACUGGCAUCUUCUACUGUCAGCUAACUUCAGAUCUUAGAACAGAUAGGUUUCAGAACCAGAAUCCAUCCACUUUGGAAAACAACAAUGGUGAAUGUUCUAAUCAUGAUCUUCCCAGUAAAGAUGAAACUCCAUCAAAUUUGGCGGUGGAAAUUGGUAAUGAUAGCAAGGAUGCUAAGGAGGAUCGGCUAAAGGAAGCAACCAUGCUUCAGAAAGGAAUCCUGAGGACCAAUUGCAUAGACUGUUUGGAUCGCACCAAUGUUGCUCAAUAUGCCUAUGGGUUGGUAGCAUUUGGGCGUCAACUCCAUGCUUUGGGAUUGACAGAGUCUAUGACUAUUAAUCUAGACAAUCCCCUUGCUGAAGAUUUGAUGGGAAUUUAUGAGACAAUGGGUGAUACGCUUGCGCUUCAGUAUGGAGGAUCCGCAGCUCACAACAAGAUAUUUUGUGAAAGGCGUGGUCAAUGGAAAGCGGCAACUCAGUCACAGGAAUUCUUCAGAACUCUACAACGUUACUACAGUAACGCCUAUAUGGACGCCGAAAAGCAAGACGCAAUUAACGUGUUCUUGGGAUACUUUCAGCCACAACCAGAUAAGCCAGCACUAUGGGAACUCGGUUCUGAUCAGCAUUACAAUGCAGCAAGAUUUCUUGCCAAUGCUCCACCGGAGAAUUCGAGGUCUACAAUGAAACGAUCUCUAUCAGAAAGUAGCAUCCUUAGCGAGAGCAACACAGCCGCAUUGGGACCAGUUGGUAGACAUAGUUUAGGUGAAAAGGAUGAAGAAGCUAAAGGACUUUCGGAUUCAGCACCUGUGUUCUCAACGUCUGACACUGCCAAGAUUGCUGCUAGUUUGAGUGCUCCACCACCGACAUUGGAGGACAUAGGAUUAGACCAUAUUCUUGAAGACGAUUGCUUCUGCGAUGAUGGGCAUGGUGAUCAAUGUACAUGUGCAACUUUUGAUAUGGAUUGGGUUUCUUCUUCAGGAAACUCAUGUGAAGAUGAGAGUUACGCAAGAUCAACAGUGGUUAGAUCCUUUGAAAUCAUCCCGGAGAGUACACAAAUAGAGUCAGAAAUUUGUGUUGUUGAAUCUGAUUCGAGCAAUAGAAAGAGAGAGGAAGUUAAAGUGGAGGAAGAAGAAGCCAUUUCUGGGAUUCCUGAAAGUUAUGUGAGGUGGGUGAUGGAUGAAGGACAUUUCUGGUGA
Molecule: messenger RNA, 2430 nt
Organism: Arabis nemorensis
Lineage: Eukaryota; Viridiplantae; Streptophyta; Magnoliopsida; Brassicales; Brassicaceae
Source: the annotation of a GenBank genome assembly